AUGCCAGGUGAGACUGUUACCCUUCAAAUAGGGCAAUGCGGUAACCAAGUUGGACUUCAGUAUUGGAGUAGACUUGCGUUAGAACACGGAUUACAAGCCGAUGGAACUACCCAACCAUACCCUAUUAGUGAGGUAGAGAACCACUUAAACGAUCCCAGUACAGGGUAUAGGCCCAAACGAAGUGAACGAGAUGACCGCUUGGAUUUAUUUUUCAAUUUAACCGAAUCAAAUAAGUAUACACCCAGGGCAAUUCUAGUUGAUCUAGAGCCUUCUGUGGUAUCUAAAGCCACAGCGGAAUUACCUAUGUUUAAUAUGCGAAAUAGACAUUUGUGUGAAAAUGGAGCAGGUGCUGGGAAUAACUGGAAACACGGAUAUGAAUAUGGUUUAAAUCACCAAGAAGAGCUCAUAGACAUAAUCGAUCGAGAAGUUGAUAAAUGUGACAAUUUGGGAAAUUUUCAGUUGAUACACAGUAUUGCAGGAGGUACUGGAAGUGGUGUUGGAUCUUUACUCCUAGAGUUAUUAAAUGAUCGAUAUGGUGAAAAAAGCUUAAUCAACACGUUCCUGGUAUUUCCAUCAAAUGAAAAAGCAAGUGAUGUGGUGGUACAACCUUAUAACACAGUUUUAACCUUGAAACGUUUAACUGAAUUCAGUAAUGGUACGUUUGUUUUUGAUAAUGAUGCUUUAAAUGCCAUUGAAGAAACUUCACUUAAUUAUGAUCGAAAUCGACGUUUCACCAGCAAGAGCACUGCUUAUGCCGAGGCAAAUAAACUAAUAGCAUUGGCACUGGCAAGUAUCUCUAAUCCCAUAAGAUUUCCAUCAUAUAUGUAUAGUUCAAUGGAGUCUAUUUUGCUGUCAUUAGUUCCUACGAAUCAGUUGAAGUUUAUUCUGACAGCUGUGGUUCCUCAUAAAUUAAACGAGCAAGAUAUAAUAUUGGAAUCCAUUAAUAACAGGUAUAAAUUAAAUACGGUUACCGGGCCAGUGAAGUACAUAACAAUGUUGAACUAUGUGAUAGGAAAUAAUGUCAAUCAGAUGGAAUUAAAGAAGGGGCUUAUGAGAAUUAAUCAAAAAGUGGAUUUUGUUCCUUGGUGUCCAAGAUCAAUAAACUUAGUUAUGGGUAAGAAGUCACCUUAUAUCCGAGAGAGAACAUCGGCAGGCCUUCAAGCAUCAAACAAUACAAGUAUUAUACAUGUUCUCAAUAAGACAUUAAACCAUUAUGACAGACUUGCUAAAAGAGAAGCUUAUAUCAAUUAUUAUACUGACUCUAAUAAUAGAGAGGAAAUUUCCCGUGUCAUGGAUUGGUUUAAUGAAUGUCGUGAAGAGGUCCAAAAAGUAAUAGAUGAAUAUAAACAAGCUCAAGAUAUUAGUUAUUUAGAUGAGGUCGAAGACUACGGUGAUGAUGUUUUAGAUAUGGAGGAAGAUGCUCAGUUUGAAGAUGACCCAAGCCAACUUCUUGGACUAUAG
This is a messenger RNA of Lizanozyma spartinae, 1461 nucleotides long. It is a transcript of the gene TUB4, whose product is annotated as gamma-tubulin. The transcript is spliced from 2 exons. The record is from RefSeq and is a predicted model, not a curated record. The coding region runs from base 1 to 1461 and encodes 486 amino acids. Gene Ontology annotation, cellular component: spindle; nucleus; gamma-tubulin complex. Gene Ontology annotation, biological process: cytoplasmic microtubule organization; mitotic cell cycle; microtubule nucleation. Lineage: Eukaryota; Fungi; Ascomycota; Pichiomycetes; Serinales; Debaryomycetaceae. Gene Ontology annotation, molecular function: GTP binding; structural constituent of cytoskeleton.